Messenger RNA from Nicotiana tabacum (common tobacco), 1263 nucleotides. The record is from RefSeq and is a predicted model, not a curated record. Lineage: Eukaryota; Viridiplantae; Streptophyta; Magnoliopsida; Solanales; Solanaceae.
UAUGCAAAUGCUCCAUAUAAGAGCUUGACCGUCGAGAAGGCCAUUCAAAACUGGAUUCAGUAUGAAGGUAAUGUGUUUAGGUUUCCUGGAGGAGGGACACAGUUUCCUCAAGGAGCAGAUAAGUAUAUUGAUCAGCUUGCUUCAGUAAUCCCGAUUCAAAAUGGAACUGUUCGGACAGCUCUGGACACUGGUUGUGGGGUUGCAAGUUGGGGUGCUUAUCUUUGGAAAAGGAAUGUCAUAGCAAUGUCAUUUGCCCCCAGAGACUCACAUGAAGCUCAGGUUCAGUUCGCUCUUGAAAGGGGUGUGCCCGCUGUUAUUGGCGUACUAGGAACAGUCAAAAUGCCAUACCCAUCUAAGGCGUUUGAUAUGGCUCAUUGUUCUCGUUGUCUAAUCCCAUGGGGAGCUGCUGAUGGAAUACUCAUGAUGGAAGUUGAUAGAGUUCUUAGACCUGGCGGUUAUUGGGUGCUUUCUGGCCCUCCUAUCAAUUGGAAGACUAAUUACAAGGCGUGGCAACGACCCAAGGAGGAACUUCAGGAAGAACAAAGGAAGAUUGAAGAUAUUGCUAAACGUCUUUGCUGGGAGAAGAAAUCUGAGAAGGGAGAGACUGCAAUUUGGCAGAAAAGGAUGGAUGCUGAGUCAUGCCAUUCAGAACAAGAAGAUUCUGCAGCUACGUUUUGUAAAUCUGCAGAUCCAGAUGAUGUCUGGUACAAGAAAAUGGAGGGAUGCACAACACCAAGCAAAGGUAAUGGUGAUGAUGAGGGUCUAAAGCCAUUCCCUGAGAGACUUUAUGCUGUUCCCCCACGCAUUGCUAAUGGACUAGUUUCUGGAGUCUCCGUUGAGGCAUAUCUGGAAGACAACAAGAAAUGGAAGAAGCAUGUAAGUGCUUAUACGAAAAUUAACAAACUCAUCGACACAGGAAGGUACCGUAACAUCAUGGAUAUGAAUGCUGGACUUGGAGGUUUUGCUGCAGCUCUUCAUUCUUCCAAAAUGUGGGUUAUGAAUGUUAUGCCAACAAUAACCGAGAAAAAUACCUUGGGGGUUAUAUAUGAACGAGGGCUUAUCGGAAUUUAUCAUGACUGGUGUGAAGCAUUCUCUACGUACCCAAGGACUUACGAUCUCAUUCAUGCUCAUGGUCUUUUCAGUUUAUACAAGGACAAGUAUGUAUUCCAUCUUUUUCCUUUUUUCUUUUUUUUUUUGUGUGACUUUGAAGACAUUCUCUUAGAGAUGGACCGUAUAUUGCGGCCAGAAGGCGCUGUUAUAUAG